Lemur catta (Ring-tailed lemur) is the source of this 1144-nucleotide messenger RNA. RefSeq names its product high mobility group box 2 (gene HMGB2). Gene Ontology annotation, biological process: regulation of transcription by RNA polymerase II. Lineage: Eukaryota; Metazoa; Chordata; Mammalia; Primates; Lemuridae. Bases 125 to 757 code for a protein of 210 amino acids. The record is from RefSeq and is a predicted model, not a curated record. The transcript has 5 exons. Gene Ontology annotation, cellular component: nucleus. Gene Ontology annotation, molecular function: DNA binding, bending.
UGAGGAUUGCGUUAGAGGUAAACCAGUUCUCGCCGGAGCCCGGGGAGGGAGCGUCGCUGUGGUCUGCGGCUGCUGUGAGGGACUCUGAGGAGAAGCUCGAGCAGGUAGACGCCGUGCUGCCGCCAUGGGCAAAGGAGACCCCAACAAGCCGAGGGGCAAAAUGUCCUCCUAUGCCUUCUUCGUGCAGACCUGCCGGGAAGAGCACAAGAAGAAGCACCCGGACUCCUCCGUGAAUUUCGCCGAAUUCUCCAAGAAAUGUUCGGAGAGAUGGAAGACCAUGUCUGCAAAGGAAAAGUCGAAGUUUGAAGAUAUGGCAAAAAGUGACAAAGCUCGCUAUGACAGGGAGAUGAAAAAUUAUGUUCCUCCCAAAGGUGAUAAGAAAGGAAAGAAAAAGGAUCCCAAUGCUCCUAAAAGGCCACCAUCUGCCUUCUUCCUGUUUUGCUCUGAACAUCGCCCAAAGAUCAAAAGUGAACACCCAGGCCUAUCCAUUGGGGAUACUGCAAAAAAAUUGGGUGAAAUGUGGUCUGAACAGUCAGCCAAAGAUAAACAACCUUAUGAACAGAAGGCAGCUAAGCUAAAGGAGAAAUAUGAAAAGGAUAUUGCUGCAUACCGUGCCAAGGGCAAAAGUGAAGCAGGAAAGAAGGGCCCUGGCAGGCCAACAGGCUCAAAGAAGAAGAAUGAACCAGAAGAUGAGGAAGAAGAGGAAGAGGAGGAAGAAGAUGAGGACGAUGAGGAGGAGGAGGAAGAUGAAGAAUAAAUGGCUGUCCUGUAAUGAUGCGUAUGGAGUGUGUGUGUAUGCUCAGGCAAUUGUUUUGCUAAGAAUGUGAAUUCAAGUGCAGCUCAAUAUUAGCUCAGUAUAAAAACUGUACAGAUUUUUUGUAUAGCUGAUAAGAUUCUUUGUAGAGAAAAUACUUUUACAAAAAAUACAGGUUGUAGCUUUUUGAGGGGCUACUACAUACAGUUAGAUUUUAAAGCUUCUGAUUGUUGAAUGUUCUAAAUAUUUAAUGGUUUCUUUAAUUUCUUGACUUGUGUAUUGGUAGCACAGCAAACUGAUAGGAAUUAGUAUCAAUAGUAAAUUUUGGGUUUUUUAGGAUGUUGCAUUUUGUUUUUUAAAAAAAAUUUUGUAAUAAAAUUAUGUAUAUUA